Oikopleura dioica is the source of this 2211-nucleotide messenger RNA. The record is from the annotation of a GenBank genome assembly. NCBI's taxonomy places the organism in Eukaryota, Metazoa, Chordata, Appendicularia, Copelata, Oikopleuridae.
AUGAGCGGAGCAUGUCUGAGUCCGGAGUGGAGAUGCAACGGAAUAAACGACUGUGGUUUUUGGGAGGAUGAAGUUAACUGCCCAGGUUGCUCGGAAGACGAGUUUACUUGUUCCUCUGGCGAGUGCAUUUCAAUGGAAAAACGCUGCGAUGGGUACAGUCACUGCUUAGACGAUUCAGACGAGCAAGAAUGCGACAUGUGUUUCGACGGCCAGUUUUCUUGCGGCGACGGAAAAUGCGUUCCGGAUUCGUACGUUUGUGAUGGCGAUUUUGACUGCGCAAAUGGCCGAGACGAAGAGGGCUGCUCUUGUCGGCAACUAAAUGGCUUCGAAUGCAACGACGGGAGCUGUUUCCACAAGAGUCGCCAAUGCGAUGGGCAUACAGACUGCCUGAACGGUGAAGACGAACUUAAUUGUGGACUAACCGCACGUGGUUGUGAACGCGAUGAGUUCUUCUGCAAGAAAGAUGGCAAAUGCGUGCAGAGAGAUUUCGCAUGUUCAUCUGGAUGCGGUGAGGAAAUCUGUACUUGCAAAGAGUCCGAAUUGCCGAUUUGCGGUGGUCUAAGAACUUUUCCGUCCAUGAUAGGCCAUGUAAAUGCGGAAGAAACGAUGAAAUCAGACGAAUACAAUACAAUUUCAAUUCUCAUCAACACCAAGUGCCAUCCUUGGCUACACGAACUCGCCUGCGGUUUUACGAACCCUUCUUGCUCUGGCUUUGACCGCUCGCAAAUCUUGUACCCAUGCAAAAGUCUCUGUGAGAGCGUUCAAUCAACAUGCGCUCCAGUUCUCUUGCAGCUUGGAUACAUGUGGCCAAAUUUUCUAUCUUGCGAGUUUAUGCCAGAAACUCAUUGUAUUGGCGAAAAUUUGUCAAAUGGAAUGUGCCCAAAUGGCACAUUGCCCUGCUCUGAUGAAGAUUUUACUUGUGUUCCAGGAGAGUGGAAGUGUGAUGGUUUCCAACAUUGCACGGAUGGUGCGGACGAGAUGUUCUGCGACAACUGCGAUUUUCAGUGUUCUAACGGCCUCUGUUUACCCGAGUCCUCAAGAUGCAAUGGCGAAUUAGAAUGUCCGAAUGGUGAGGAUGAAUCAUCUUGCGCUGAAUGCAAGCAUGACGAGUUCAUGUGCGGCGAUCGAAAGUGCAUUCCCAGUGGCUCUUGGUGCGACGGGCUAACGGACUGUUCCGACUUAUCCGACGAGAUCGAUUGCUACGGUGUAAUCAACGAUGUGGUUGUUGUUAAAAAGCCUAAAAGCUUGAAUUACAGGGCGCCUUAUCAACAAAUUUUGACUCCUGGAAAUUUGACGUUCGAAACCGAGUGGGUCAGUCUGUGCUCCGAUUAUUUCGAUAGUACUUCUCCUGAAAAGGCCCAAGUUCUGGAACGAACUUGUGAUCGACUGAAGAUGAACCCGAUGAAAAUCCAAGAUGUUUAUCGUACUAGCAAAAUGUGCAAGGCUCCUCUCUUGACUUCCUCUUGUCCAACUUGUGGCAUUCAUAAAUCACGAGUCCGGAGAGUUUUAUAUGGAAAGAUUCCGGAUAAAUUUGCUCCUUGGGUUGCGGCAAUUGAGAUCAAGGGAAUGCAUCAUUGUGGAGGAACACUUGUUACUGGGCAUAUCGUUCUGUCAGCAGCACACUGUUUUUUCAACUAUCAAAGUGGAAGCUAUGAAGAUUGGAGGAUCAAAAUGGGACAAAAGACUGCGAGGAAAUUUUCCGCAACAAGAAGAAUCAAGGAAGUGACUCUUCAUCCGGACUUCAAGCGAACGGCCCAAAGCUACGACUUUGAUUUGGCUUUAGUCAGACUGAACCGAAAAGUUGACCUCACAGCGGCGUGUCUUCCUCCGACAAUGCCAAUUCCGGGUGCAUUCUGUCGCAUUUCCGGAUGGGGUCAAUUUAGUCACAACUUCAGAUCUUCAAGAAAACUUAAAUCCGCGCACAUUCAUAUCGUCGACAAGGCUACUUGUCAGCGAGUCUAUCCUCACCAGACAAUAACAGACAGAAUGAUUUGUGCUGGACAUCCCGAUACUGGCGUCGACGCAUGCACAGGCGAUUCAGGCGGUCCUCUUGAAUGCAAAAUCGACGGGCAUUGGACACUUGUUGGAAUCGUUUCUUGGGGGCAGCCAGGUUGUCCUCCGCCAAAGAAAUCACUCGGAGUGUAUACAAAUAUUUUCCAUUUGCGCGAUUGGAUCAGUUCAGAAGAGAUACGGCGAGAAAACGAGUCGUAG